Molecule: messenger RNA, 1086 nt
Organism: Drosophila virilis
Lineage: Eukaryota; Metazoa; Arthropoda; Insecta; Diptera; Drosophilidae
Source: RefSeq, a predicted model, not a curated record
UGUUUAAACAUUAAACAUACUUCAUUAAAUAGGACUGUGAUAAGCUUAUACUGAUAAACUGAUACUGGUGACAGAUGACUCUUCACCAAAUCACUAUAGUGAUUGUACUAUACUAAAUACCUAUGUUGUUGGGUACAUUGAAAAUGUUAUCGAUGUUUUGCAGCUUUUAGGCAUUAAAAACAUAAGAGUAAGAAGUCGAUGUUAAAACGCAAUAUGGCUUGAAUAAUUAAUAAUUAGAUAAAAACAGUGCUUUUAUAAAUAUGAGCAUACUGAAAUAUAUAUAUAUACAAGCGUAAAUAUAUACUAGUUAAGGUGUACAAUGGGUAAUUGUCUGAAAAUCAACAGUCCCGAUGACAUUUCACUUUUGCGAGGUAGCGAAAGUAUCAGCGGACAGGACAGCGGACCGAUGCCAAUUUACCAGCAUGAACCUUUGCCGCAAAUGUUUUAUCCAGCGUCCUCUGCCAGUCAUAGCGCAGCUUCUGCCACAAAUAUGUCGGAGGAAGAUCAGAUUAAAAUAGCAAAGCGCAUUGGACUCGUCCAACACUUGCCAAUUGGAACUUAUGAUGGCAACUUGAAGAAAGCCCGCGAGUGUGUCAUUUGCAUGGUUGAAUUUUGCGUGGAUGAGGCUGUGCGUUAUCUGCCUUGCAUGCACAUCUACCACGUGCACUGUAUCGAUGACUGGUUGAUGCGAAGUCUUACCUGUCCAAGCUGCUUGGAGCCAGUCGACGCUGCCCUGUUAACCAGCUAUGAAACAACAUAGCGCACUGUAACAACUCGCUUUGCGUAAGGGCUUUUAAAUUAAUAAUCCAAAGGAAACUAAGCGGGUCAGUGUGAAGGCUUGCUUGUGCUUUCCAGGGGACUAUUAUAUUAUUAUUAUUAUAAGCGGUUAAGCAUUACCAUUUUAGUUGUUUAACGAAUAUUUAAUAUCAAUGAAAAAGUCGGUGUACAUAAAUACAUAAGUCAAAAACAAUAACAAAGGAAUGCUUAUAUAAAAUAUAGACGUAAUUUUUACAUAAUUAUAUUACAUAUGUAGCUUAUUGUUAAUAAUUAAAGUGACUAAUGCUGUCUUGAUAACUUGUAAUUUAA